This is a messenger RNA of Meleagris gallopavo (turkey), 895 nucleotides long. The record is from RefSeq and is a predicted model, not a curated record. Lineage: Eukaryota; Metazoa; Chordata; Aves; Galliformes; Phasianidae.
GGCUGCAGCAGGACAGAGAUGCAAACACCGACCCCCACUGCAGCUGGGGAGCGAGCGGAAGGACGAGCGCCCCGUGCUGUGGGCACACCGGCAGCUUUUCUCUCCACAGCUCCUGCUGCCCUUCACCAUGUGCCAGCUGGUGGCCGUGGAGGAGAGGGCCGUGGCGUGCAUUGGCAGGCUGCUCGCCUUCAGCAACACCUGCUCCUUGCCCAAGGUGUGCUCCUGCUUUACAGGAGCUGUGGUGCUCCGGCAUCAGUGCACAGAGAACCAACGCUUCCCUGUGCUGGGGAAGCUGGCCGGGCAGCUGAUCCUGUGCUGCACCUCCACUGAUGAGGGGACCAGAGAUGAGGCGAUGAAGGCUGUCCAUCAGCUUUUCAUUUUCAUCGCCUCUCAAAGAAUGUGGCUGUGGCAGAAGGAUCCCAAGAAGCAACAGCUCCGGGAACGCUGGCAAAUACUGUUCUAUGAACACAUUUCCCAAGAGAACAAUGCCAGCAAAAUCUUCAUGAUGUUUCUGAAAUACCUUCAGUACCCUGAAAGGGUGAGCAUCUUCCUCACAGCCAUUGAGAGCAUGACAGCGCCGAGCCUCCACAGCACCGAGCUGGCUGCCCACAUGGUGGAUGUGCUCGCAGCAGAGGCUCACUUCCCUCCAGGGCAGGUGGGAACCUGCUGCUGCCACAGCUCCAGCCCUCGGGGUGCUGCUGGGGUCUGCAGUGCCCCAAGGCAUGGAGCAGGUGUUCCUGUCCCUCUGCCGCCAUGGGAUGGGAGCAUGGAGAGCUCCUCAGGGACAGGGCCGGGGCUGGGACCCUGCAAACCCAGGAGUAAAAAUGAAGAGGAAAAGGAAAAGUGCUACCGGUACAGGUGUGGGGGUCUGGAUGUGCUGGGGAGGCUGGUGUGA